Molecule: messenger RNA, 3027 nt
Organism: Perca fluviatilis (European perch)
Lineage: Eukaryota; Metazoa; Chordata; Actinopteri; Perciformes; Percidae
Product: keratin-associated protein 5-3-like
Exons: 3
Coding region: 1047-2156 (369 amino acids)
Source: RefSeq, a predicted model, not a curated record
AUUAGGGGACCACUAAGGUCUAUUUAAAAGCAUCCGAAGAGCACCAUGUCAUGGGAGCUUUAAAGCAGGGGUUUUCAAAUUGGGUGAAUGUGAGCCUCCCCUUAGAGUAGGUAAGGACAGCCGAACCCCCCCUUCCCCAAAAUCCCGUCCGCCUGCCCUUUAGUAUGACUGUUUCGGAGUUCAGGAGCUUCACAGUUUGCCGUGACAGCGGCGCAGUGCCUGCCCGGUUCGCUGGCUUUCUGCCUGACUGUCAGACCCCGAUACAUGCUGGCUGGAGCUCUCUCAGGAGAUACUGAAUACUGGCCCAGAGAAAAGGAGAAGAUAUCGGACAAUGGAGCGGGACAUGUGGAUUUAAAUCAGUGGCGCAGUGGACUUGCAAUGGGCGGUGUGCAGGACCUGCCGGCAGCGGUUCACGAUGAAAGACUGAGAUCAGCCACGAGGGUCAGUGUGAGGACAAAGAAACCUCUCUGUUUGUGGAACAGUACAGCCAGACAAUACCAGCUUGUAAGAGAAGCCUUUAUUUUUGACAGGACAGCUGAAAAAAUGAAAGGGGAGAAAGAGGUGGAACAACACGCAGCAAAGGAUUGCAGGAUCCGGGCCCUGCCACACCAAGGAGGAAACUUCUAUAAAUGGCUGCCCGCUCUACUAAACGAGCUAUCCAGGCGCCAAAUUGCACUUGCAACGACAAUACUACUCUCAGUAAUAGCAGUAAUAGCAUGGGUAGUGGGUGCAGAAAGAACGGCGGGUGCAGCAGUACUAGCCACAAUAUUACUGGCAGUAAUAGUGGUAAUAGCAGGGGCAGUAGGUGCAGCAGAAAAUGCGGGUGCAGCGGGUGCAGCAGUAAUAGCAGGGACAGUAGAUGUAGUAGGAACUGAGGGUGCAGCAGUAUAUAGCGGGGGUAGUAGGUCUUGGGGCAUUUUCAGCCUUUAUUUUUGACAGGACAGGUCAAGAAAUAAAAGGGAAAAAGAGGGGGAGCAACACGCAGCAAAGGAUUGCAGGUCUGAGCUGAAAGGGGCCCCGCCACACCCAGGAGGAAACCUCUAUAAAUGGCUGCAUGCUCCACCAACCAAGCUAUCCAGGAACCAAAUUGCACUUGCAGCCACAAUACUACUCUCAGUAAUAGCAGUAAAAGCAGGGGCAGUAGGUGCAGUAGGAACUGUGGUUGUGGCAGUAAUAGCAGGGGCAGUAGGUGCAGUAGGAACUGUAGUUGCAGCAGUAAUAGCAGUAAUAGCAGGGGCAGUAGGUGCAUUAGGAACUGUGGUUGCAGCAGUAAUAGCAGGGGCAGUAGGUGCAUUAGGAAUUGUGGUUGCGGCAGUAAUAGCAGAGGCAGUAGGUGCAGUAGGAACUGUGGUUGCUGCAGUAAUAGCAGGGGCAGUAGAUGCAGUAGGAACUGUGGUUGCAGCAGUAAUAGCAGUAAUAGCAGGGCCAGUAGAUGCAGUAGGAACUGCGGUUGCGGCAGUAAAAGCAGUAAUAGCAGGGGCAGUAGGUGCAGUAGGAACUGCGGUUGCAGCAGUAAUAGCAGGGGCAGUAGGUGCAGUAGGAACUGCGGUUGCGGCAGUAAUAGCAGGGGCAGUAGGUGCAGUAGGAACUGUGGUUGCAGCAGUAAUAGCAGUAAUAGCAGGGCCAGUAGGUGCAGUAGGAACUGCGGUUGCGGCAGUAAAAGCAGUAAUAGCAGGGGCAGUAGGUGCAGUAGGAACUGCGGUUGCAGCAGUAAUAGCAGGGGCAGUAGGUGCAGUAGGAACUGCGGUUGCGGCAGUAAUAGCAGGGGCAGUAGGUGCAGUAGGAACUGUGGUUGCAGCAGUAAUAGCAGUAAUAGCAGGGGCAGUAGUUGCAAUAGGAACUGCGGUUGCGGCAGGAAUAGCAGGGGCAGUAGGUGCAGUAGGAACUGCAGGUGCAGAGGGUGCAGCAGUAAUAGCAGGGGCAGUAGGUGCAGUAGGAACUGCAGUUGUGGCAGUAAUAGCAGGGGCAGUAGGUGCAGUAGGAACUGCUGGUGCAGAAGGUGCAGCAGUAAUAGCAGGGGCAGUAGGUGCAGUAGGAACUGUGGUUGCGGCAGUAAUAGCAGGGGCAGUAGGUGCAGUAGGAACUGCGGUUGCGGCAGUAAUAGCAGGGGCAGUAGGUGCAGUAGAACUGCAGGUGCUGCGGGUGCAGCAGUAUGAGCAGUAAUAGCAGGGGCAGUAGGUGCAGUAGGAAUUGCGAUUGCAGCAGUAAUUGCAGUAAUAGCAGGGGCAGUAGGUGCAGUAGAAACUGCGGUUGCAGGAGUAAAAGCAGGGGCAGUAGGUUGUGUAGGAACAGGAAUUGCAGCAAAAAUAAUAGCAGCUUUUGCCUUGGGGGCAGGAGUAGUAGGAGUAGCAAGAUUAUGGGUUGUGACAGAUUUUUUUAGAGGGUCUGUCACUUACAACCAUAUUGCUGGUUGUUGCAUGCUACUCAAUUUUUUUACGAUGUGUCCUUUGCUGGGACCCUGCUCUUACUUUUUCGGCUAUUACUAAUGUUCUUGUUGUUAGUGUAAUCAUUCUUGCUGUAAUAGGAGCAUGUACCUAUACAACCCUGUCUCACGGCAGUUUGUGAAAUGGUCACCUUAUUUAAUCUAUUGAUUCGUGUAUAAGGACAUGUUUAUGUGUGUAUUGUCGCAUUCUUGAUGCUUCCCAUUUUAUGCUCUCCAACAUGAUGAAAACAAUAUAAACAUGUACGUGUACACAAACUGUUGACCUAUAAGAUUUAUAGCAGUCUAACUUGUGUGAAUGGCAAAGUAUCGGCAUUUACUUUGAGAGGAAAAAACAAAAGACAGCGGUUGGCUCGAUAUUGAUGCAUCAAACUUUACCAUUUAUUCUCUAAUGUUUUAAACUCAGACUUGAAUCUAUGCUUCUCCUUUAAGGUUUCGGGAUGGUUUGCCAUAGGGGGAUACAGAGUAGCUUAUAGUAGUUAUAGCUCAGUGUGAGAUUAAGCCCUUGUGUUGUCUUCCCAUCUGGGUCAAAAUUUUAAAUAUACAUAUUUUUUUUUGACAUUUUGGUUGUCUUUUUCAACAUUUUU